AAACGAAAAUACUACAGUGUCGUUUUUCCAAAAAUUUUUGGAACUAAACAAGGCCUUAGGAAGUACCAGUGGCCUGGAACAAUUGGGUCUAGCACACAAUAAUUUGUCAGCAUCAAUUCCUUUGCACUCUUACUAUUAGCAAUUAUUGUUGCACUCUUUCACUUGAUCUACAGCAAUCAAACACGAAGGCAGAAGGGUGCACUCGAACCACCAAUGGUUGAGGAACAAUACGAAAGAGUUUCUUAUCAUGCUUUAUCAAACGGAACCAAUGGAUUCUCCGAAGCCAAUUUGCUUGGUAAAGGGAGCUUUGGGACCGUCUAUAAAUGUGCUUUUCAAGAUGAGAGAACUGUUGUAGCUGUGAAGGUUUUUGACCUUCAAUAAUCGGGCUCUACCGAAAGUUUUGUAGCCGAAUGUGAGGCAUUGAGAAGGGUGCGCCACCGCUGCCUCAUGAAGAUCAUCACAUGCUGCUCAAGCAUCAAUGAACAAGGUCAGGAUUUCAAGGCAUUGGUUUUUGAGUUCAUGCCAAAUGGUAGCUUGAAUCGUUGGCUCCAUAUAGAAUCUGGCAUGCCCACUUUGAAAAAUACUCUUAGCCUCGCACAAAGGCUCGAUAUCGUUGUUGAUAUCAUGGAUGCAUUGGACUAUCUCCAUAAUCACUGCCAGCCACCAAUCAUCCACUGUGAUCUCAAACCAAGCAACAUUCUUCUUGCAGAAGGCAUGAGUGCCCAACUUGGAGAUUUUGGUAUAUAUAGAAUCAUUUCAGAAAGUGAAAGUAUGAUUCUGCAAAAUUCCAAUAGCACAAUUGGCAUAAGAGGCUCCAUUGGCUAUGUUGCUCCUGAGUAUGGUGAAGGUUCUUCCAUCACAACUUUUGGUGAUGUUUAUAGCCUUGGCAUAUUGCUGCUCGAGGUUUUCACAGGGAGGAGCCCAACAGAUGAUAUGUUUAGAUGUUCAAUGGAUCUACAUAAGUUUUCAGAGGAUGCUCUUCCAGAAAACAUCUGGGACAUAGCCGAUAAGACAAUGUGGCUCCAUACUGGCACCUAUGACAGCAAUACAAGAAACAUGAUUGAGAAAUGUUUGGUUCAUGUCAUUGCUCUUGGGGUAUCCUGCUUGAGAAAACAUCCUAGAGAGAGGACACUGAUACAAGAUGCGGUCAAUGAGAUGCAUGCUAUCAGAGAUUCAUACCUCAAGUUUUCCAGGCCUCUUGUGGUGGAAGAUGGAGCAGGAACGAUUUUGCAGUAAUUUUCAAACAGUGGUGAAUAAGUAGAGCUGAAAAUGGGCAAUAUGUUUGCAGGUGAUAACUUAAAUAAAAUGAUUGAAGGUUUCUAUGAUGCUUCAAUUCUAUUCAAGGUUUCCACCUCGCCCACCUGCUGCCGUGCUGGAAGAUGUAUUGUGUUUGCAAAUUGUAUCGUUACAGUAAAUGAAUAGGAAGCACACAAGUUUUAGCAAUUUGUGCAGGUAGACAAAAAAAAAGAGAAGGCAUUGCUGAAUUCCAUAGAGUACAUUGAUGAAUAUAAAGCAAUUCUGUAUAGAUUGUCUUUUGCAAUGUUUUGACUAAAUAAAGAGAAGACAUCCAAAGCUCUCAUUUCAGAUUACAAAAGACAGUCAUACAGCUAUCAUUUCUGAUUGCAAAAGACAUUCAGAUAGCACAUUGGUGGUUGCACAUUCAGAUACCAAAAGAUAUCCAUACUAUUAGAAAUCAGCAAUGUAAUCAUUUGUGGUUGCCCCCUGCAAAAUAGAAGGUUCAGAAAAGCAACAGAGAAAGUUUAUUUGUGGCCAUGUAUGGUUUAGAAAGCUGGUGCAUUGGUUUGAAAUAUUACCUUCAGUAUAUGAGAGAAUGUAUUGAUGGCCAUGUAGGGUUCAGAAACUUCUUCUAUGGGCAAAGAAGUACUAGGAUCAGUAUUUUGCACAGCUACAGUGCCUUUUUUCUUACUUUUCUUCUUUGUUGAUGGUUGUUCCUUCAAAUAAAAGAAAUAAAAUUGAACAUGUUUCUA
Molecule: messenger RNA, 1988 nt
Organism: Sorghum bicolor (sorghum)
Lineage: Eukaryota; Viridiplantae; Streptophyta; Magnoliopsida; Poales; Poaceae
Product: probable LRR receptor-like serine/threonine-protein kinase At3g47570
Exons: 2
Coding region: 448-1236 (262 amino acids)
Biological process (GO): protein phosphorylation
Molecular function (GO): ATP binding; protein kinase activity
Source: RefSeq, a predicted model, not a curated record